Anneissia japonica is the source of this 4676-nucleotide messenger RNA. RefSeq lists its product as uncharacterized. The transcript has 6 exons. The record is from RefSeq and is a predicted model, not a curated record. Lineage: Eukaryota; Metazoa; Echinodermata; Crinoidea; Comatulida; Comatulidae. The coding region runs from base 173 to 3043 and encodes 956 amino acids.
UAGUGAGUCACUCAUCAUAUCAAAAGCAAAGAUACUGGAUAUGGUGGUUUGCCUGAACAAAAUGUUCGGGCCGCGGCAAAAGACGGUGGAAUUUAUCUAAAUAACACUCUUGUUGCAUGCAACAUGAGUAGUUUAGCAGAAUCGUGAGUUAAGUGGUGACAAUAUAGUUACCAUGGAUAUAGUUUCAAUGGCACUUACAAGUGUACAACAGAAUUCUGAAUUGUUAGGCCUAGCCACUGUAGCGCAGCAAGACAACGAUGUGCAAACAGUGGAAGGCGGCCUUAGUAGCGGUGUCCAAGCGCUUUCCGAUCAUGCUUCGGUGGACACCUCAGUAGGCCUAGGCCUGGGCUCCAACACAUGCCCAACGACUAUGAUUGGUAAUUCUGUUGUUACUCCGAGUAUCUCAGAAAAUGGGACUCCAAUCCUCUUGGUUAUGCGUCAGGAAGAGCUAAUACGACCACCACCAACUGAAACAUCAGCGUUGUUAUUGUCAAAGUUGCCAACAACAGCAGAGAAACAGUCAUUUGUUGGUACCCAAACACUUCAGAAUGGUGAGGAUAGCUUUUCAAAGGUUGUUGAAAAAACAGGCACAGAAACAUCAACAGCAACAAGACCUGCAACAAUUUCAACAAGCAGUAACCUUAUGAAUUCUAUACCAGUGGAAUUAUCGUCAUCAACCAGUGCAGCAAGCAGUAUUCUGGGAUCCAUCGCAAGUAUGAUUGAUCAAAAUGCUGCGAACGUAACAAACACAAGUAUUGUUUCAACAGACAUGACCAGUUACAGCACUCUGACAAAUACUACUACCAGCAGUACGAAUAAUGCUGACAGAGUUGCACUACCUAGGGCACUACAUAGUACUUUUCACCAGAGUCAGGCACCCUUGACAGUGCCACAAACAAUUGCCAAAGAACCACGGUUACCAUUAACUGUACCGCUUCAAACAAAAUCCGCAGCGACCAUUACGAUCAAGACACCUCUGGGGACUUCGCUUACAGGACCAAAUGGCUCAAUGAGUGGACCUCUUUUGCAGACUAUCCUGAACAAUGCAGAAGUUCAGGCUUUGAUGAAACGAAACCCUGGACAACAGAUCACAAUUGUUCAGAUUCCUGAUGAAUCAUUAGGAAACACUAACUGUGCAUCAAACUCAAUUGUUAAAUCUGCAGCCACAGAAACAAAGAAAAUCAUCCCAGGAACUAAGAUCAAUCAUUCGAGUGUGGGUCGGAAACGAAAAAAGUUAGAGGAGUCUGAAGAGAAAGCAAAGCCGCAGAAAAUUACAAGGCCUGUGAAGAAGAUAACAAGGUCUGGCCGAAUAUCACGACCACCUCUCUACCGCAUCAGAGACUACAAAACCAUCCAUCCGACAGAGGAAGUCGAAAGUGGUUCUUCUGAAGAGGAUUAUAAAGAUUAUUCUAUUGAUGAAAAGGAUAGGGAUGCCUCUAUUUUUUCUGAUAAACCAAAAAACUUCAAAUGCACAAAUUGUGAUAAGUCAUACAUUGGACAGGCAAGUUUGGACCGACAUUUUCGGCAAAAUCCCACACAUGGUACACCAGUAGGACCGUCACCUGAAAAAAAACUACCAGAAAAUACACAAAGCAUGACGGUAGAUUCUGACGAGGUAGUGAAGCCAGCGGAGCAGAUUUCAACAGAAGCUGGAGAUAUAAACUCUAGUGAAACUACAACUUCUCCAGCACCAAGAUUGCAAUAUCCUUCAACAAGGGGCCGAGGAAGGGGUAUGAGGAGACGUAGAGGCCGGGGGAGGCCGCCAAUAUACAGUAACCAUGCUGACAAACCUUACAGCUUGGCAUCAUCUUCAGUUUGGAUCAACACAGAAAAAGUCCCUCUGGACAAGAGGAAACAAAAGGCUAAAGAGUUAAUGAAGACAUUUGAGGAUGAAGAUUUCCUUGAUGUUAUCCUUCCUCGAAUGACUCGCAUACUUUCACCCUUUGAGUUUCUGCUGAUGAAGGCAGAAGGUGAAGAAUCUAGAAGCCUGAACUUUAUAGCCAUCUACAAUGAGUAUCUGUCCCUUGUGCAAGAAGUGAAGAAGGUUGCCCAGGGAUGUCUGGCACAUAUUCCUGAGAUGGAAAAAUCUGACGGUGGCAGUUUUCCACCGGUGAAGAGGUUGAAUGUAGAGGAUGCAGCUGUGGCAGACUCUUUGGGACUCAGCACAGGUUGGUAUGAGGUGAAAGAUACAUUUAUGCCCGUGAAUUCAGGCAAUCAUAAUGUCACACGGAAAGAACCAGAAAAACUGAUGAAACCCGUAGAACCAGUGGAACCAGAGAGACAGCCAGCAAAGAAGGCAAAGGUGGAUGAAAAUAAAAAUGGAUUAGGAGCAAUUCCACCAAAGGCUAAAACAAAGAUCAUGCCUAGCCUAACACCCCUUCGUAACAGACCACUGAAUUUGAAAUCAGUAGUGACCCCGGGACCAAUUGUGGAGCACCCAAUUCCACCUGGACGUCCUCUACCAGAGUUAAAACCUCUGGCAAAGGAAGUUUCCUCAGAGUCGAUGAAAUCAACUUCGCUGGCUGUUUCGCAAGUAAGUCUCCAACCCACUAUAAGCUCAUCUACUGCAAUAUUAUCUGAGAGUUUCACAUCAAGCCCAGAGCUUAUGGAAACUAUUUCAACUGGAGAGGAGAAUGCAGAUUCCUCUGAGCUGCCAAUGGCUGUUGAAGAUGAUGUCCCACUUUUACAAAGUGUGGAUGGGGAUGUCAGUGGUUUGCAACAGCUUGUUACUGCAGAUGGCAUACAAGAUGUCCUUCCUGAAGUUGAUGAUACAUCUCCGAUUGACAUUAUGCCAGUAGGGAGCACCCUCAUGCAGCUGCAGGAUGGCACAUUUCUUGUACAAAAACCUGAUGGUACAACAAUCCAGAUCCAAGCACCAGAAGGAAUGACUAUUGAAACGAUCCAAGAGUUGCUAUCGGUUGAUGGUACAAUGCACCCCGCUGAUGCUCCAGAGAUGGCAUUGGCAGAGAAUGAAGAUGUUGUAAUGGUUCCUGGAUUGGAUGUGAACUCAGCUGAUCUAAGUAAUGAAGUAGCUGCAACAUGAUGUGGUACUGGAUCAUUUCCAACCAAGUGCCUUGCUUCCUCAAAGAGUUGUCCAAACAGUUGACAUCAGAUUUUUUUAAAGUAUGGAGUGUCAUUGGGAGGUCUAUGAGCAUGGUGGUCAAGGCUUAACUGCCAAAGGCUUCUGCAAUUCUGCAGAAUAUUAAUAGGAUAUAUAACAGAAUGAAUACAGGGUCACUUAAAAAAUGAUCAUGUGAUUGCAUUGGGCUGUUUGGACCAAUAUCAAAAUAUAUUCAAAAGCCAUGAGUUCAGAUCUACUUCAACUUGUAUUGAUCUCCUAGUAUAAAUUCCCAGCCCAAUAAUUCUCACUAUCAUGGAUGAAAAGAAUCGGUGGGAUGCUGGUGGCGCUGCAACUAUUAAAGAUUUAUGAGUAUUGUUUUUUACCUAUUUAAAAACAAUAGAGCUUUAUUCACUCAUUGUAAACACAAUUUUCAAUACAAAUUUAAGUCAUAGAUUAAAAAAUAUACUGCCAAACAAAAAAAAAAUCAAUAAAACACCUCAAAACUUCAAAUAAAACUUAAUUUCUCAUGUAAAAUAAUAAUCAUAGUGUACAUUUGUAUCGCAUUGGUAUCUAUCAAGCUCAUGGUGCUUGAUGUGUGGACUUCUGACUCGAUCAGUGUCUGUGCAUGGAAGAAUUAGCUUAGAGGUCUGUGCUGACUGGUAGUCUGGCACCAGCACCUCCUGUAAUCCACUAGGGGCUGUCUGGACCAGUACGUGGGGUAUCCUGUACUUGCCACGACUAAUGUACUGUACUGGGUUUCUUUAAGUUUGUAUAAUACAUACUCCAAGUAUCAAAAUGCACGCCAUCGUAUCAGGAUUCAAUAUUUCAACAUUAAUUAUGUCAUCAUCAGGAAUCAGGGUUUCUUUAAAGUGCACACAAGCCAACAGUGGGCCCACGGUUUAGAGGUUCUAACUGAGGAGAAUUGUUUUAAUGAUUUGUAGACAUUUUGUGUACAGGACUUCUAAUAGUACAUACCACCAGCUUAAAUAACAUUAUAUUAAAAAAAAUAUAUAGCAACUGUAUUAUAUUUAUUCUCUACUUUUCAGUUUAAACUUACUGUAACUUUAAACUAAUCGAUUCAUCUGGGUUUUUUUGUUUUUUUUUUUGUAUUUGAGCUCCUCUUCACCCAGUUUAGAACCAAGCCUUCUCAGAUAAGGACUCAGAAUGGAGCUUCACUUUAUACAUUUGGCUUAUGUGAAGAGUGGGGGUUACCGCGAUGAUGGUUCAUUGCAGCUUCUGUCGUUGUGGAGUGAUGUGAACAUGUAACUACUCCAAGUACCUUUUUACAGUGGAUAGGUAGUCACAGACCACGCCCAUAUGACAGACCACGCCCAUAUGUCAGGUCUCGCCACAAUGAGUCUCAUGCUUAGAAAAUAAAAAAUUGAGUUUAUAUAUUGCAUUUGAAUAGAUCACAUUAUAAGCUUUAAUUUGGUCUUUCAAUGGUUUCCCUAGGAUAAGUAGAUCCAGAGAUGUGAGCUUUUCAAGUUUAGGUGUAUGAGAACCACAUUUUGAGAAAAUCGGCCUCAAAGAUAAACUAAACUGAACAAAUAAUAUGACUAGAAUUGCAGAAUAUGUGCAGGAAACACUGUUUUAGAAAGAAAAUUCACUUAAAAAA